AUGAGCCCCAAGAAGCUAAUGAAGAUGGCAUGGAUGUGGGAGAAAUUAGCCGCUUCUUGCAGGAGAAGAAUUUCCAAUCCUGGAGUUACUAUGGAGUUUCAUUCAUCAUCAGCACCAGAGAAAGGGCAUUUUGUCAUUUACACGACUGAUGGAGGGCGUUUCAUGAUUCAUUUGCAGUGUCUCCAUAGCAACAUCUCUGAAGAACUCUUUAAGAUGUCUGAAGAAGAGUUUGGUCUGUCAGGGGAUGGACCUAUCACUCUGCCCUGUGAUGCAGCUUCCAUGGAACAUCACUUGUCCAAAGAUGCAUAG
Molecule: messenger RNA, 309 nt
Organism: Eucalyptus grandis
Lineage: Eukaryota; Viridiplantae; Streptophyta; Magnoliopsida; Myrtales; Myrtaceae
Product: auxin-responsive protein SAUR68
Exons: 1
Coding region: 1-309 (102 amino acids)
Biological process (GO): response to auxin
Source: RefSeq, a predicted model, not a curated record